Molecule: messenger RNA, 532 nt
Organism: Esox lucius (northern pike)
Lineage: Eukaryota; Metazoa; Chordata; Actinopteri; Esociformes; Esocidae
Product: protein mono-ADP-ribosyltransferase PARP4-like
Exons: 4
Coding region: 1-501 (166 amino acids)
Molecular function (GO): NAD+ poly-ADP-ribosyltransferase activity
Source: RefSeq, a predicted model, not a curated record
AUGCCGAGGACUUACAGCAUAUUAGGAAGCGGGGAGAGGGGUUUGUUACAUUUCUUCCAGGAAGGUUACUGGGAGUGUUCUGCCAGCUUGGGUUCCCUCAUCGGUGUGGAUUUGGAUUACUUUGCAAACGUCUUCUUGAAGGAGAAAGGCAUCGAAUCUCUAGGGGUGAGGGCCCAUGCUGACAUCCUCAGGCUCGUGGCCAGCCUGCUGGUACUGCAGCUGAUGAGGGUGAGGGGGCACGAGGUGGGGAAGCUGCUCCUAAGCCUGUUCCGUGUGGACCUGGAUCACUCACCACCUCAGCCCAGGAAUGACCACUGGGAGGCAGUAAAGAGGGCUGUGGACUGGGUGAGUUGGGCAGACAGGGAGUAUCCGUGUGUGUGCAGCAGGCUGGAAUUUGGCUUGGAUUGGGAGUCGUCCACACGCCAGCUGCUGGGCAUCGACCCCCCCAGAUUCCCUCAUAUCCUGGGGUGUGACAGCCCAAUGAUAACCUCAAUGUCAUGAUAACCAAUGUCAGACUUUUAGAAAGGGGUGC